Messenger RNA from Aspergillus pseudoviridinutans, 414 nucleotides. RefSeq lists its product as uncharacterized. Lineage: Eukaryota; Fungi; Ascomycota; Eurotiomycetes; Eurotiales; Aspergillaceae. The record is from RefSeq and is a predicted model, not a curated record. The coding region runs from base 1 to 414 and encodes 137 amino acids. The transcript is spliced from 3 exons.
AUGGGUGAGACAUUCAACAUUGAUGCUGCUUACGUCGACCUGACUUCCCCGGACGACGGCGAUAAUGAGUGGAGUGCCGAACAGACUGAGGCAGCGGCCGAGCUCUCUGUCCCUGAUGAUGCCGUGGAAUUCAACUGGUCCUUUGGCCCGAUUUCCGCAAGUCAACGUCCAACAGCACUUCCAAAGAAUACCAGCAGCUAUGACAUGACCUGUACUCCCGCAAUCGGGGGCAUAUAUGUCGGGAUCGUUAAUGGAAACUUAAAAGACGGCGUCGGUCUCAGGAUCAACCUAUACAACUUUAAGGGUGCGCUCCGGUGGUACCUCAAAAAUGGAAACGAAUUGUGGAUCCAUCACGACGUUAAGGUCAUCUUUGACGGGUACUUCGAGGGUGAUAGAAAGAUUAUCACAUUCUGA